AUGUCGGCCCGCGCUCAGCUCCCUUCCAACAAGGAGAUCAAUCUUUCAAAGGCCCAGCUAUUCAUCGUUAUCAACCCCCCUCUGAACUUCAACCUCGAGAUCGAAAAGAUUGACGUUAAGAUCCCCAGCCGCUGGACGAUCGCCGUCUUCGACCCUGUUCCUAUCAAGUGGCUCACCGCCGAUGGCCGUCAGAAUGAAGCCCGCUACGCUUUGAUCAAGGGUGAAGCUCCACCCGAGAACUCCAAGCUCUUUGAGGUUGCCAAGAUUCCUGAUUCGAAGCUUGGCGAUGUCGAAGCUCGGAUUCGUUCUGUGCUUCCUGACGAGAACCCACUGGGCGAGAUGCAGUUCAACCGCGAGUAUGUCCGUGAAGUACUGAACAGCCUUGUUGACGGCGGUAUCAUUAGGGAGCGCCCAGCUCGGGAUACUUUUCUUGCGGUUGAGACUUAUUGUCUUCAAAUGAACAAGAAAUAA
Molecule: messenger RNA, 471 nt
Organism: Fusarium tjaetaba
Lineage: Eukaryota; Fungi; Ascomycota; Sordariomycetes; Hypocreales; Nectriaceae
Exons: 1
Coding region: 1-471 (156 amino acids)
Source: RefSeq, a predicted model, not a curated record